Molecule: messenger RNA, 1233 nt
Organism: Dermatophagoides farinae (American house dust mite)
Lineage: Eukaryota; Metazoa; Arthropoda; Arachnida; Sarcoptiformes; Pyroglyphidae
Gene: AQP
Product: aquaporin
Cellular component (GO): cytoplasm
Molecular function (GO): channel activity
Source: RefSeq, a predicted model, not a curated record
UUAUGUUAUUUUUUUCUCAUUGACAAAAUGCUUGGAAUGUUUAGAAUGAUUGUCUGAUGUCUAGGAGAUUGUGAUAUAAAUAGAUUGAUGUUGAUGAUGUUCAUGGCCAUUAUUGAUAUAAAUAUCAUUCGAAGUGUAUGAUGAUGAUCGCAUUUUUUAGCUUUGCCUCCAGUUGAAUGUAGUUCGUUCUAUAUAUACAUAUAAAAUGAUCAACAAUUGGAUUGUACCCAAAAUUGUAGCUUAAUUGUCAUUGAAUAUUUUGUCAAAAUCAUUGCAUUGUAAUAAGAUGCGAAUUUUAACCAAAGGAUUCGGCUAAUGAUAAGGAUGUCGCCCGUGGUGACGGGAUUGUGAUUUUUUCAACGAUUGGAAAUGGCCAUACAAAUUACGGUCGAAGAUCAUUUCAUCCCAUAUCUAGUGCUCAUUUUUAACGUGUUUAUAGCACAUUUAGCUCGAUCAAUUUCAAUUCGCAUUUUACCUAUUAACAUUCAUAUUAUUAUAAAUGAAUUAAUUUCAACUAUAGAAUUAUGUGCCUGCUGUGCUGAACUUGGACCAGUUUGGGAAUUACAUGGUAAUCAUGGUAUAGCUAUAGCAUUAUUUCUUUUAUGUGUUUGGUGGUGUCAAGCAUGGGGAGAUGCAGAAGCCUGUCCUUGUGGUCCGGUAGAAGAAAUGUUCAUAAUGGGAAGAUCGAUUAAUUCGCCAGACUUGAUAAAAAAAUUAACGGGACAAUUAUUAGGCGCAUGGCUCACUUGGAAAUAUACUUCUUGGAUCUGGUGUUGGCAUUUAACCGAACAACAUCAUCAUCUACAUGAGGCCCCAUGUGAAGCAUCGUUAUAUGUUUCACCUCUAUAUGGUGCUUUGAUCGAAGGUCUAAUCACAUUUAUUAGCCGUAUCGUUGCGCUUGAAUCGGAAAAAUGGAAUCACAUCAUUUCAACUGUGGCUAAUUCAAUGACAAGUGUAUUACUCGUUUUAUUCGCACUCAAUACAACUGGUGGUUUUUUCAAUCCAAUAUUGGCUUCAGCUUUGAUGAUCGGCUGUAAAGGCAAUACAUAUUGGGAACAUUUUCAAGUUUAUUGGUUCGGAGCUAUGGUCGGCAGUUUGUUGGCUCGAUGGAUACAUAAUAAUUUAUUGGAUUCAACCACAAUCAAUAAAAACAACAAAUAUGAUUAAACUAAUGCAAAAUCAAAUUUCUAAUCAUAUUGAACACGUGUUGAAUAAAGUACAGAUCGACGAAAA